AUGGUACGAGAUCCUCGCCUUCCCUCACACCGCCCUCUACUCUAUCAGUUUGGCCCAAGAGCUGAUCCAACCAAGGCGACCACUGAGCAUAACUUCCUUCGAAUCCUUGUCAAUCCAGAUAAUGCCAAUAUUGACAUUGUGGCCAUUCACGGACUGAAUCCAGUCAACAAGAAAUUCCACGCCGAGGCAACGUGGACGGCAGAAAACAAGAAGGUGUGGCUUUACGACUUUCUUCCUACGCGCUUACCAAAUGCGAGAAUCUUUCUCUUCGGUUAUAACUCCAAUGUUGCUCUCGAGACGUCGGCAGCCGGUGUCAAUGAGCAAGCGGUCAAUCUGCUCGAUCGGUUCGACGCACAACGGAAGCAGGUAUUGCCACAAAGGCCGAUCAUAUUCAUCGCACACAGUCUGGGUGGCAUUGUAGUGAAGAGGGCAUUGGUGGAAGCGAAACUCAACGACAAAUACUCCAGUAUUCGCCGAGCAACAUUUGGGCUCGUCUUCUUCGCAACUCCUCAUCGUGGUGGCAAUCAUGCAAAAUUAGGCGACAUCGCAGCAAAAAUUGCCAGAUCAGUCCUAUGGAACCCAAGGAAUAGCUUUAUGGAUAAUCUCAAAUAUAACUCACUGUUUUCUGAGCACCUCCAGGACGAGUUCAGACAUCAGUAUGAAGACUACCAGAUACUUUCCUUCUAUGAAACGCGUCCAAUGGGGUCGAUGGGCCUGAUUGUGGAUAGACACUCUGCUACUCUUGGUCUCUCCGGACAACGAGAAACCACCAUUGCUCUUGAUGGCGACCACAGAAGUAUCUGCAAAUUUUCUGAGCCAAACUCAGCCUAUCAGCAAGUCGAAGACGACUUAGCAUCGUUGGUCGAAGAGGCACUUCAAAGUCCUAGCCUUUUGGAGGAAAGGCUCCUAAUCCCUACUGCGCACGCACCUACAUGUAAGUUUUUUGUACCAUAUCAAAAGAACCCAAGCUUCGUUGGCCGUGGGAAAGUCAUUGAACAUUUGGUCGAAUUACUCUCACCCCACCCUGGCUGGCAAAGACGGGCAGCCCUUUACGGGCUUGGCGGAAUUGGUUAUGCCCACUGGUGCAGAGAGACCCAGCCAAAGAUAUCUAUAUUCUGGGUUCAUGCCAGCAACCUGGAACGAUUUCAUCAAUCAUUUAUGGAUCUAGCUGAGGAGCUAAAGAUCCCAGAGGCUGCUUCGCCAAAAACAGACAUCCUGGUUCUUGUGAGAAACUGGCUACGAACGAAGAGGGACAGUGGAAAUUGGUUGAUGAUCGUUGACAACGCUGACGAUUACGAGAUGUUCUUCAAGCCACCUAAAGUCCAAGGGAAAAGAAGCUUUUCGGGCAGACUUGCGGAUUACAUACCUGACUGUGCACAUGGUGCUGUCUUAUUGACAACUCGCGACAAGAAAGUGGGCAUCGGGAUGGUAAAGAAGAUGAAUUCACUGAUACAUGUCAAACGCAUGAGAGAUUUGGAAGCAGUUGAUCUAGUUCGGAAGAUCCUUGAGGAUGAAAACGAAUAUAAGACGGAGGACAUUACCAAGCUUGCAAACAAAUUGGAACACAUACCACUUGCUCUCACCCAGGCCGCAGCCUUCAUCUGGGAAAAUACUUCGGCUAUCACCACAUACCUACGGCUCUAUGAGCAGAGCAGGAUCAAUGCAAUGGAACUCCUUGAUCACAGCUCUGCCAGUACGGCGGCUGAAGAUGAGGCUCGAAAUGCAGUGACGACCACAUGGAUGAUGUCUUUCACAAGAAUCAAGGCACAGAACCCUUUGGCUGCGAACAUUCUCUCUUUAUUGGCCUUUCUCGAUCGACACUGUAUUCCCGACGAGCUGAUCAGGAGGCAAGAUACGAGUCUUUCAGAUAUGGACUUUGAAACUGCUUGUGGGCUCUUGAAAAGAUUCUCUCUUAUCGAAGAGAGUCCCCUCAUCAUAAACGGGAAGAUGCAUUCAACAUUCAGUUUGCAUCGGAUGGUGCAACUGGUGACACAGAAAUGGCUUCAAUUCUAUGAGCAGGCGGCUGUCUGGGCGCAACAAGCUCUGGUGGCUGUCUCAAUUGUCUUUCCUCCUGGAGAAACGGAAGAAUGGAAAAGCUGCGAGAUAUAUCUACCGCAUGUGGAAGUUGUCCUAGAAAGUCAAGCGCAGUUCGAUAGAGGCAGUGUUUUGGCAUCAAAGGCAGCAUUACUGCACAACGCAGGCACAUAUUUUCGCGUCAAGGGCUACCAUGGUCGUGCUGAAGAAACUGCAUCAGAGGCUGUGGCUGUUAGAAAAGCUUUACUAGGAGCGGAGCAUCCUGACACUUUGGCGAGCCACACUAGCCUUUCACGCAUUCUUCUUGAGCAGGGGAGGGUUGAAGAAGCUAUGACACUACAGCUUGAAGCGGUGGCAUCCUCAGAACUAUCCAUCGAAGAGGAUAAUCCAAACUUGCUUCGGGCAAUGGCUCAUCUGGGCUCUCUCAAUGGUAUUCAGGGUCGUUAUGAAGAAGCUGAGCGCCUGCAAGCUCGUGUGCUGGAAGUCAGCAGACGGACACAGGGCUUGGACCAUCCAGAUACCCUGCUAACCAUGCGUGACCUAGCUGUCACAUAUGGGCAUCUGGCCCGAUAUGACGAGGCAGAAUCGCUCAACAAGCAAGUCCUAGAGCGCAGGAAGCAAACUCUAGGCGAAGACCAUCCUGAGACUCUGAUCAGCUUGCUUGAUCUGGCUGCUACAUAUGGUCGGCAAGAUCCAUACGAGAAGGCCAAGAUGGCCGAGGAAAUCGAAAUCGGAGUGAUUGAAGCUCGUAAAAGAGUUCUUGGUGACGAACACCCAGCCACCAUACAAGCAAUGGAACAACUUUGUGGAACAUACAAAUGGCAAGAGAGGCAUAAGGACGCAGCUAAGCUUCAAGAACAGAUAAAUGCGAUUGACCGACGAGGCGGCCACAAGACAGAUAAGCUCUCAGGUACUGCAUUACUAGCCAUGAGCCAUGAUAUCACGACAUACCAGCUGCCACUGCUAGUACGACGUGUUCGACGUAUGUCUCGUGAUGGAUGUAUCGUCGUUGGAAGCACAGACAAGGGUUUCGAAGAGAAACCGAAAAUCCGAGCGAUGAAGAGCUGGGCCGAUCUGAGUUACGUGGUAGACGCCCCGACAACUGUAGAGAAGGUUGAAACGCCCGCCACCAACAUGGUUGAGGGGCAUCAUCACGCCCAAUCAGUGUCGGCUUCCUCAUUACUGUUAUCCCCUGCAAACGUCCCCACUUGCGAAAACCCAAGAAGAUCGCGAAGCCCUGUUCCCGGGUUUCGUUCUCGCUGGAAGAGUUGGCAGGGGACUCUUGACUCAGAGUCCGUCGAAUCGCCAGAGAAGUCUCGGAAGAAAGGCUGGAGUUUGAGACGUUAG
Messenger RNA from Exophiala aquamarina CBS 119918, 3381 nucleotides. RefSeq lists its product as uncharacterized. The record is from RefSeq and is a predicted model, not a curated record. The coding region runs from base 1 to 3381 and encodes 1126 amino acids. Gene Ontology annotation, molecular function: protein binding. Lineage: Eukaryota; Fungi; Ascomycota; Eurotiomycetes; Chaetothyriales; Herpotrichiellaceae. The transcript has 6 exons.